Purpureocillium lilacinum is the source of this 330-nucleotide messenger RNA. RefSeq lists its product as uncharacterized. NCBI's taxonomy places the organism in Eukaryota, Fungi, Ascomycota, Sordariomycetes, Hypocreales, Ophiocordycipitaceae. The record is from RefSeq and is a predicted model, not a curated record.
AUGCAUUUCUCCAAGAUAUCGGCUCUUCUCUUCGCCGCCGCCGCGUCGGUCAACGCCCAAAGGGAGGCUCCCAUUGCCAGUGGCCACGCCGGGUCAAAUUGUUUCACGAAGGACUGGCACCCCAUCGAUAACUCCACCUGCACCGCAGUCUCUCGCCUCCUGUCCAUCUCCUUCUUUGCCCCGGGAAAGUGCACUGUCUACGGCGCCGGCGACGAGGUCUGCGGCGGCGAGGGCAAGGAUUACGAUACGACGGCUGGGUGUCUGGAGUUGUCUACGUGGGAGAACCCUGGCUCGGUCAACUGCAUCGGCAUCUUCCCUUACCCGGUAUAA